AUGAAGGGCCUCAAUCGUGUUCUGCUGGCCCUGCUUUUUGCGUGCGGUGUUUAUGCUGAAGCUCAGGGUCCCAAACAUUGCCUCGGUGAACUAGAUGACGAUUCUCAGGCUCAAUCUGCUACUGAGGUAGUUGUCUGGGUCAACGAGAAUGGAGAUCUGAUCCGCACAGAGACGAACCGUAUUGCUGCCACGCCUGCGCCGCAAGAAAAGACCCGCCACGCGGAUGCCCAUACAACAAUAUUGAUACCAGAGCCGGAUGCAACACAGGACGCUUGGGCUACACCACCAACACCACCCCAGGAGGAACCAACACAGAUCAAGAAGCCAAUCGACGCACCUAGGCUGCAGAAGAAACCUCAGCCUCCUGCGCAACAUCCCCAUCCGGCUCAACACCCUCACCCGGACCACCAUGAAGAGGAGCACCGCAAAUUCGGAAUCUCCUACUCACCAUACAACGCAGAUAGGAGCUGCAAAAACCAAGAACAAGUUAACAAAGAUCUCGAUCAAUUAACGGAAUACGCCUUUGUCCGCAUAUAUGGCACAGAUUGUGGCCAGACAACCACCGUCGCCAGAGCAGCACGGCAACACCACAUGCAAGUUUUCGCCGGUGUCUACGACUUGGAGAACUUCCCCGAGAGCCUGAAGGCAUUCAACGAUGCGGCUACCCUGCCCGAUGGGAAGAAAGAUUGGUCGGUAUUCCACACUAUCGCCAUUGGCAACGAACUAGUGAAUGGCGGUCUGGCGGCACCCGCAGACGUGACUAGGGCCGUGAACGGAGCUCGAACCAUGCUCCGCAAGGAAGGGUACCAAGGACCCGUUGUGACAGUUGAUACCUUCUCUGUCCUUCUCAAACACCCAGAGCUAUGCAUUGCUUCGGACUAUUGCGCUGCAAACUGCCAUGCCUUCUUCGACGCAACCCAGCAUCCAUACAACGCAGGCCCAUAUGUCCUCGAGCAAGCUCAUGCUGUCUCCGCCGCAGCUGGCGGUAAACGCACAAUCAUCACCGAGUCCGGCUGGCCACAUGCUGGUCAGUCAAACGGCGCGGCUGUCCCGUCACCUGAGAACCAGCGCGUGGCUAUUGACAGCAUUCGUCGCAGCUUUGCGCACCGCGAGGACGAUCUUGUGCUAUUCACUGCCUACGACGAUCUCUGGAAGCAGGAUAACCGGUACACAUUCAAUGCCGAGCGAUUCUGGGGCAUCUACCAGCGGUAG
Penicillium subrubescens is the source of this 1212-nucleotide messenger RNA. RefSeq names its product putative cell wall glucanase (Scw4) (gene scw4). Lineage: Eukaryota; Fungi; Ascomycota; Eurotiomycetes; Eurotiales; Aspergillaceae. The transcript has 3 exons. Gene Ontology annotation, molecular function: glucan endo-1,3-beta-D-glucosidase activity; 1,3-beta-glucanosyltransferase activity. The record is from RefSeq and is a predicted model, not a curated record. Gene Ontology annotation, cellular component: extracellular region; fungal-type cell wall; cell surface. Gene Ontology annotation, biological process: cell wall organization. Bases 1 to 1212 code for a protein of 403 amino acids.